UUUAGGAUCAUUAGUGAAGCAAGAUCAACUGCGAUGGCAUGGUUGUUAGUUCAUCUCCAUCUUUGCAACGAUGUAGAGGAUGCUUCUCCUUGCCAUUCGCGGCCAACACCCCUGGUACUAUUUAAAAUUGCAGGAGCUCAUAAGCUUACUCCAGAACGAUCAAUGUCAAUUUUUCAUUACGCAUUGUUUCAACGACAAGUACCCACUUCGUCCAUCAAAAGUUGGCCUUCCCACCCGGUCUCUUAUCUUGCGCUUUUCUUCAUACUAGAUUUGACUUCAUUUAUACCAGACAAUGCUAUGGGUAUGGUUGAGCUUCCUAGUUUGUCUUUGUUCGACCGUGAGGUGUGCUUACGGUGGUCCUAAUAUCUAGUAUUAUAAUAUACUUCUUCAUAGCUACCAUUCCAUAAAUAAAUUUGUCGAAUUAUACUAGCACAGAGUCUGAGAUGAUGAUCAAGACCCUGAGUGGCUUGAUCCGUCUUUUUUCUUAUCGAAAAACCAACUUUAUUUGGCUUUCAUCAUUUCUUCAAGCGUUGAAAUUUCAAAAAAAAAAUGAACUAAAAAAACGGAUGAUGUAUUUACAGGAACUAGUUCUACGCAAGUAGUACAACUAGAUAGAUAUCCUGGAGGCGCGCUCUUAGUCAUAACCUUGUCAUUUAGUUUCACCACUUAGAUCUACUGCUCGAAGUUCUUGUGUCUACUUGAAACUUAGAUCUACUUGGAGUUGUGUCGACUCAUUUUUAUUCUAAAUAGAUGAGGUAAGGGCUUCCGCGCGCUAAAAAGUUCUUUCACCUCGUCGUGUUGUUUUCUUGACGCCAGUGAACAAAACCAAAAUUGUUUGUUGUUUCUUCUACUCCUUUGUGUCGCCCUCAUCGACAUCGAUCAUCGUCGUCGUCCUCGUCGUGGUGGCAACCAACACAGCGGGCAACUCUUAGGGGCGACAUUGAUGCUGCAAUCUGGAGCGUAGAGGUGCGUGCGGCAGUCGCAGCUGCGGGGAGGUCGGUGCCGGCAGGUACACCGGACAACACUGGGAUCAUCACCCUUUCGGCGUUCUCGGACUACAAAAAAGUGCCCUGCGGAGGCAACCUGAUUGACUGACUGCUACACAUGCAUGUGGUUGCCCACCACGCCAAUACCAUGAUCGACAAUUGUGGCGACCUUCAACAAGAAUUGCAGCCGCUACAUUUUUGAGAAGAUCAUCCGUCACUUUUGUGGCAACACUCGAAUCUUGUUGAAGUUGAUAAAAG
This is a messenger RNA of Amoebophrya sp. A25, 1244 nucleotides long. The record is from the annotation of a GenBank genome assembly. Lineage: Eukaryota; Dinophyceae; Syndiniales; Amoebophryaceae.